This is a messenger RNA of Williopsis jadinii, 1431 nucleotides long. It is a transcript of the gene GLK1, whose product is annotated as glucokinase. Gene Ontology annotation, molecular function: glucokinase activity; D-glucose binding; mannokinase activity. Gene Ontology annotation, biological process: glucose 6-phosphate metabolic process; intracellular glucose homeostasis; glycolytic process. Bases 1 to 1431 code for a protein of 476 amino acids. Gene Ontology annotation, cellular component: mitochondrion; cytosol. The transcript has a single exon. The record is from RefSeq and is a predicted model, not a curated record. NCBI's taxonomy places the organism in Eukaryota, Fungi, Ascomycota, Saccharomycetes, Phaffomycetales, Wickerhamomycetaceae.
AUGGUCUUACAAGAGUCAGUCGAUGCGAUCGUGAAGGAGUUCACAGUGGACUCUGCUAAGCUCGAGGAGCUUACCAACCACUUCAUCAAGAGCAUCGAGGAAGGGUUGGAACAUGCGCCUGGUGAGAAAUCAAAGGGCCUGCCUAUGAUUCCAACGUUCGUGACGAGCAUCCCUAAUGGGCGUGAGAGAGGUGUCUUCUUAGCUGCUGAUUUGGGUGGUACGAACUUCAGGGUGUGCUCUGUUGAGCUGAAGGGCAACUCGACCUUUAAGCUCGAGCAGCUAAAGAACAGGAUCCCUGAUGACCUGCUGGAGGCUGAGACGUCCGAGGAGCUGUUUGGCUACUUGGCUAAGAAGAUUGCGCAGUUUGUUGACAAGUACCAUCCUACCGGCUCCACAGACACCACUGGUAAGCUCAAGCUGGGCUUCACCUUCUCCUAUCCAGUUGACCAGACCUCGCUGUCGUCAGGAACGCUGAUCCGCUGGACUAAGGGCUUCAAGAUCCAGGACACCGUCGGCAAGGACGUGGUCAAGCUGCUGCAGGACCAAUUGGACAAGAUCAAAUGUCCCGUGGACAUUGUGGCGUUGGCCAACGACACCGUCGGGACAUUGCUGUCCCACGCCUACUCCUCAGGUGCGUCUCCAAACGGUAACCAGGGUGAUACCGUCAUAGGCGCGAUCUUUGGAACAGGUACCAAUGGCUGUUAUAUGGAGCCUCUGGAGGCCAUCAAGAAGCUGGACCCUGAGCUGGUGAAAGAGCUCAAGAGCAAGGGUGUCACUCAUAUGGUGAUCAACACGGAAUGGGGUUCAUUCGAUAACGAGCUGAAACACCUGCCAAACACCGUUUACGACCAGAACAUUGAUAAGGUGUCUUCGAACCCUGGUUACCACAUGUUUGAGAAACGUGUGAGUGGUAUGUUCAUGGGCGAAAUCCUCAGACAGGUGUUGGUUGAGAUACAUUCAAAGGGCGAUAUCUUCACGCAGUACUUUGAGUACGACGAGCUGCCUCAUAGACUGAGAACUCCAUUCGAGCUGGACUCCGAGGUGCUGUCGCAUAUUGAGAUUGACGACUCUACAAACCUCAGAGAGACUGAGCUAUCACUGUUGCAAUCCUUGAGACUGCCAACAACUAUCGAGGAGCGUAAGGCGAUCCAAGCCAUAGUGAGAGCAAUCUCUCGUCGUGCUGCCUACCUCGCUGCUGUGCCAUUGGCUGCCAUUCUCAUCAGAACCAAGGCCCUUGACGGUUACCACAAGGAGGUUGAGAUUGGUGUUGACGGCUCUGUUGUGGAGUACUACCCAGGGUUUAGAUCCAUGAUUAGACACGCUCUGGCUCUUUCACCAAUUGGGCCUGACGGAGAGAGAUCAGUGCACAUCCAGAUCGCAAAGGAUGGAUCUGGUGUUGGUGCUGCUCUCUGUGCAAGUACUGUCAACUGA